Messenger RNA from Acanthosepion pharaonis, 747 nucleotides. Lineage: Eukaryota; Metazoa; Mollusca; Cephalopoda; Sepiida; Sepiidae. The record is from the annotation of a GenBank genome assembly.
AUGUCGAACACAACGACCGAAUUCUGCUGCACUGCAGAACAUUUUACAGUGUAUAGCUCCCCCCUCUCGCUCUCCUCCUCUCUCUCUCCCCACUCUCUCUCUCUCUCUCUCUCUCACUCUCUCGUUGCUCUUUCACUCUCAAUUUGUCUCUUUUCAUUCGUGUUUAUGCGCACAAAUAUCACUUCGGAUAAAUAUAUUCCUAUCAAUCAACAGUGCUUGCUAAAAUGUUUCGUAUUUAUAUUGACAUGUAUCAAACUAGAGAUGUUGAUAUACAUUUAUUUAUGGUCGCGUCCCUCUCUCUUCUUUCUCUCUGUCAAUCUAUCUGCAUACAUUAUAUCUUUUUAUAUUUCUAUCUCAUAUCUAUUGGCUAUGUCAACCUGUUAUCUAUCUAUCUAUCUAUCUAUCUAUCUUACAUCAUUUUAUGAUUCUCUCUUAAUAUCUCUAUCAGUUUUUUAUCUAUCUAUCUAUCUAUCUAUCUAUCUAUCUAUCUAUCUAUCUAUCUAUCUAUCUAUCUAUCUGUAUAGAUCUUUGAUUAAUUCUUUAUUUUCCUUUAUCUCUCUUAGAUUCUUUUCUAUCUAUCUAUCUAUCUAUCUAUCUAUGUAUCAUAUUAUGUCUCGAUUUAAAACAUAUCGAUUUCGAUGUUUAGGAUUCUCUCUAAUAUCUCUAUCAGUUUUUUCUAUUAUCUAUCUAUCUAUCUAUCUAUCUAUCUAUCUAUCUAUCUAUCUAUCUAUCUGUAUAGAUCUUUGA